UUAUAUGGUACGUUGACUUCCGCCGUCGAUGUUAAAGCAGUGCUAUCAUGGCGGAGCGCGUUCAGCAGCCCCCAGCCAAACGGCUCUGCUGUAGACCGGGUUAUAACACGAAUUGUAGACAGGGACAACGGGCCGGGGGUACGUUAUGUGGCGGUUCGGGUGCGGCCCAAGGCGGGUCGAGCAAAACCCAGACCCCGGAGUCUCUGUUGGACAUCUCGGCCCGGAAAGUGGCUGAGAAGUGGCCGUUUCAACGGGUAGAGGAGCGCUUCGAACGGAUCCCGGAGCCCGUACAGAGACGGAUCGUUUACUGGUCUUUCCCAAGGAGUGAACGGGAGAUCUGCAUGUAUUCUUCGUUCAGUACAGGGGGAGAGGAGAGUGGAACUAGCGGGGAAAAUAUUGAUGAGACGCGGCUGCCUUUCAGACGAGGCAUCGCUCUGUUAGAGAGCGGCUGUGUGGACAACGUAUUGCAAGUCGGGUUCCACCUCAGCGGAACGGUAACAGAACCGGCCACGCCGUCGGAAUCCGAGCUCGUCUGCAGCGUGAGUGUCAGCUUCGACCGCUGCAAGAUCACCGCGGUCACGUGCAGCUGUGGCAAUAAGGACAUCUUCUACUGCGCGCACGUGGUAGCGCUGGCCCUGUACCGCGUACGGAAGCCCGAGCAGGUCAAACUGCACCUGCCCAUCUCAGAGACACUGUUCCAGAUGAACAGAGACCAGCUGCAGAAAUUUGUCCAGUACCUGAUAACAGUACACCACACUGAGGUGCUGCCCACUGCUCAGAAACUAGCUGAUGAGAUUCUAUCAACAAACUCUGAGAUCAACCAGGUCCAUGGGGCCCCAGACCCCACGGCAGGGGCCAGUGUAGAUGAUGAGAACUGUUGGCACCUGGAUGAGGAGCAGGUCCAGGAGCAGGUGAAACUCUUUCUCUCACAGGGAGGAUACCAUGGCUCUGGGAAACAACUCAACCUGCUGUUCAGCAAGGUGAGAGAGAUGUUGAAGAUGCGUGACUCCAACGGUGCCAGGAUGUUAACGCUGAUCACAGAACAGUUUAUGGGCGACCCUCGUCUGGCACUGUGGAGACAACAGGGAACCACCAUGACCGACAAAUACAGACAGCUGUGGGAUGAGCUAGGUACCCUGUGGAUGUGUAUUGUGCUGAACCCCCACUGUAAGUCGGAGCAGAAGUGUGUGUGGCUGAGACAGCUUAGACGGUGGAACAGCAUCGAUGUGUGUCCAUGGGAGGACGGAAACCAUGGCAACGAACUACCCAACCUCACACACGCACUACCGCACGGCAACCCAGACUUGUCGUCUCGUCCUCAUAGGACAGUGUUUACGAGGGCCAUUGAGGCCUGCGACCUGCACUGGCAGGACACACAUCUGCAGCGCGUCAUCACACAUGACCUCUGCACACACACACACACACACUGUCCCCACGACAACCACGGUAGUGGAGGGGCACUGUUUGACGCCCGCGGAUGGCCCCUCUGGCACGAGCACGUCCCAACAGCGUGUGCGAGGGUUGACGCGCUGCGGUCACAUGGUUAUCCCAGGGAAGCCUUGCGAUUGGCCAUUGCUAUUGUCAACACACUCAAACGGCAGCAACAGAAACAACUACAGCUCCUCCGCAACCACAAAAAAGAGCUGCUCCAUAAAGGCAUGACGUCAGUCACUAACAUGGAGGGCUGGGUGGGCCACCCCUUGGACCCUAUUGGCACUCUGUUCAGCACCCUACUGGACACGGGACGGGGAGACGAGGAGGGGGGCAACGCCUUCCUAGACUUCUCAGGCUCUGUGAGUUCAGCCAAAAGGUUGGAGCCCCUCUUCCCAGCACAACACUUCCUGGACGAUGGCCAAUCGUUCGUAGCACUGGCUGUAGAGACGGCUCUGAUUGGCUUAGGGCAGCAGAGGGUGAUGCCUGACGGCCUAUACGCCCAGGAGAAGGUGUGUCGCAACGAAGAGCAGCUAUUGGCCAAGCUCCAGGAAGUGGAACUGAACGAUGCCCUGGUCAAGAUCUUCCGCAAGCAAGCAGUCUUCCUGCUAGAGGCUGGUCCAUACAGUGGUCUAGGAGAGUUGCUCUACAGAGAGAGUGUUCCCAUGCAUACUUUCGCCAAGUAUCUCUUCACCUCCCUACUACCUCACGACGCUGAACUGGCGUACAAAAUUGCACUGAGAGCCAUGAGGUUACCGGUCCUGGAAACCACGGCUCCAUCAGGUGAUCUAUCCAGACCUCACCAUAUAGUAUCUAUGGUCCCUAACCGCUACCCUCGCUGGUUCACUCUAUCUCACAUAGAGUCACAACAAUGUGAACUGGCCUCCACCAUGCUUACCGCAGCCAAAGGCGAUGGGCGUAAGUUAGAAACGGUGUUAGAGUCCAUCCAGAAGAACAUCCACUCCUCGUCUCACAUCUUCAAACUGGCUCAGGAUGCCUUCAAGAUCGCUACUCUGAUGGACAGCCUGCCAGACCUCACACUGCUUAAAGUCUCACUGGAGCUGGGCCUUCAGGUGAUGAGAAUGACUCUGUCCACGUUGAACUGGAGGAGGAGAGAGAUGGUACGGUGGCUGGUCACCUGUGCCACAGAAGUUGGUGUGUAUGCGUUGGACAGCAUCAUGCAGAGUUGGUUCACCUUGUUCACCCCGACCGAGGCCACCAGCAUCGUGGCCACCACCGUCAUGUCCAACACCACCAUCGUCCGGCUGCACCUGGACUGUCACCAGCAGGAGAACCUGGCCUCCUCCGCCCGAACACUGGCCCUGCAGUGUGCCAUGAAGGACCCCCAGAACUGUUCCCUCUCUGCCCUCACCCUCUGUGAGAAGGACCACAUCGCCUUCGAGACGGCCUACCAGAUCGUUCUGGACGCGGCCGUCACGGGGAUGAGCUACACACAGCUCUUUACAAUAGCCAGGUACAUGGAGCACAGAGGAUAUCCCAUGAGGGCUUACAAGCUGGCCACGCUAGCCAUGGCCCACCUUAACCUCAGCUACAACCAGGACACCCACCCGGCUAUCAAUGACGUGCUGUGGGCCUGUGCUCUGAGUCACUCUCUGGGGAAGAAUGAGCUGGCUGCCGUCAUUCCCCUGGUGGUGAAAAGUGUGAAGUGCGCCACUGUGCUGUCAGACAUUUUGAGACGGUGCACAUUGACCACGCCGGGCAUGGUGGCACUGCACAGCCGCAGGAACUCUGGGAAGCUGAUGUCGCUGGACAAGGCUCCACUCAGGCAACUGCUGGACGCCACCAUCGGAGCCUACAUCAACACCACGCACUCUCGCCUCACGCACAUCAGCCCGCGCCACUACAGCGAGUUCAUCGAGUUCCUCAGUAAGGCCAGAGAGACGUUCCUCAUGGCCCAGGACGGACACAUCCAGUUUACCCAGUUCAUAGACAACCUCAAACAGAUCUACAAGGGCAAGAAGAAACUCAUGAUGCUCGUACGGGAGAGGUUCGGUUGACGAAGACUAAACUUAAAAACUAUUGUGAUUGGUUGAUGGAUGUAUGGAGAUUGAGAGCGAUCACGCCCCCUUUUACUUGAUUCUGCGUUUGUAUCCCUUUUAACUUAAAAAGUGACGGAAUAAGUGAAAGAAAAACCUGAAAACAACAAAAGGCCACAUCGGUAUUAAUGUGUAUAGACCCUAUUUAGUUCACAAGCAAACAAAAAAGAAAAUUGUCAUGUUGUGGAAGUGUGUGUGUGUGUGUCCCUUUAUGUAUAAAGACAGUGUGAAAGAGUGUAAGAGAGAGAGAGAGAACUAAAGAGAAAAAUAAAAUCUUUUUACACUGAGUAUAUGUUGUCCAGUGGCGAGAUGUCCACAUAGCACUCCUGUCCCCCUCUGUUAAAUGCUCACAGCUCAGAGACAAUGAGACAAACAAGGCUUAAAACCAAACAGAGCAACUCCAUCAGACAUGACCAGUACCUCGUACGGACCCAGCUUUAUUCCCCCCUUAUCCUUAGCCCUUCCUCACCCCUCCUUCCCCCACUCAGUGUGGUCAGUGUGUGUUAACAGUUAAAUAACAACACAAACAGUUCACUAUCCAGUUCAGUCCACAAUUUCUUGUUUUAUGUCUCUUUAGUAAGAGAGAUCACCAACAACAGGCUGACUGUCUGCUGUGGCUUUAGUAACAGGGAUCAUCAACUCCAGGCUGACUGUCUGCUGUGGCUUUAGUAACAGGGAUCAUCAACUCCAGGCUGACGGUCUGCUGUGGCUUUAGUAACAGGGAUCAUCAACUCCAGGCUGACUGUCUGCUGUGGCUUUAGUAACAGAGAUUACCAACUCCAGGCUGACUGCUGUGGCUUUAGUAACAGGGAUCACCAACUCCAGGCUGAGAGAGAUCACUAACUCCAGGCUGACUGUCUGCUGUGGCUUUAGUAAUAGGGAUCACCAACUCCAGGCUGCCUGUCUGCUGUGACUUUAGUAACAGGGAUCAUCAACUCCAGGCUGACUGUCUGCUGUGGCUUUAGUAACAGGGAUCAUCAACUCCAGGCUGACUGUCUGCUGUGGCUUUAGUAACAGGGAUCAUCAACUCCAGGCUGGAUGUGGCUUUAGUAACAGGGAUCAUCAACUCCAGGCUGACUGUCUGCUGUGGCUUUAGUAACAGGGAUCAUCAACUCCAGGCUGACUGUCUGCUGUGGCUUUAGUAACAGGGAUCAUCAACUCAAGGCUGUCUGUGGCUUUAGUAACAGGGAUCACCAACUCCAGGCUGACUGUCUGCUGUGGCUUUAGUAACAGGGAUCAUCAACUCCAGGCUGAGAGAGAUCACCAACUCCAGGCUGACGGUCUGCUGUGGCUUUAGUAACAGGGAUCACCAACUCCAGGCUGGCUGUCUGCUGUGGCUUUAGUAACAGGGAUCAUCAACUCCAGGCUGCCUGUCUGCUGUGGCUUUAGUAACAGGGAUCAUCAACUCCAGGCUGACUGUCUGCUGUGGCUUUGCAGUGUUGUUUACCCUGAUGCUUUAGACACGUGCAGAAACACACACACACACACACACACGCAUAGAAACACAUAGUAACAGACACACUCAGAAACUCAUGCAGUUGCAGAAACAACCUGUAAACACACACUUGCAGAAAAACACAAUUAUACUGUCAUAGUGCUUGCGCUUGUGGAAACUUAGCAACUGUCAACAUACAUUCUCAGGGAUUUCUCAACAAAAAAAGCAAAGGAAAAUAAAAAAGAGAGAAUGAGAGCAUUUUAUUGUACUGUAUAUAUAAUAGUAUAUGUCUGAAUAUUGAAAACAAAUGUAUACGUUAACUAAUUUAUUAAAUCAUAUUCUAUGUAAUGCAAAAUACUUGAAGCUGCAGUACCAUGGUUUUUAUAACCAAAACAUAUCAGAAGGACUUUUAAAACGUGUCGCGUUGCGUCAUCAGGGGCCAGGACAAAGGUCAAAGGUUAGGGGUCAUCUCAGUGGGACUGUUAGCUGGGCGACCCCAGAGAGACAGACAGACUGACAUCCACUGGACUGCUUGACAGGAACCGGCUGUUUGCAAAAAAGGACAUGGAUGUUGUAUUUAGUAUGGACCAGCAAAAUAUAUUAAUCCUCCAGUUGAACACAGUUGUAUUGGGCACCGUGGUAUAAGAGGAGAGAAAGAGAGAGAAACUGCCCAGGAGCCCGAUCAGUAAUGCCUUAGCAUUACAAAUGGAGAACUCCGGCCCAGUGCCUACGAAGCCGUGAAAAAAAUCCCUGACUCUUUACUAAUAAUUAGCAUAGUAAUACGCUGUGGUGAAAUUUGGUUUGUUCACGCAUCAUGUCUCCUUCCACAGUGUUCAAGUCACAAAAAAAUAAUCUACAUUAUAUGCAGAACAACCAAUUAAAACAUGUACUUGCCUCUACAACGAACCCACAACACGCCUCUACAACGAACCCACAACACGCCUCUUCUGUCGACUCCUUGACUUUGUGCAGGACAGAAAGUUGCUAUGUUGGUCUUGACUGUUCAAUUUUGUUUUGUUACGCUUUUUUAUGUUUCUCCUUUUUUAACUUUUUAGUUAUCUCUCUAGAAUUAUUCAAUGAGAACAGCCUUCUUUCUUGCCUUGUCUUAACGCUUUAAAACAACCAAACGGGAGUUCUGACUACCAAACUUUGUUCAUUGAAAUGAAAAAGCCAACCAACUUUGGUUACAACUUUUAGUGUCUUUCAUUUUUAGCUGAAUGGUUCUGUGUUCUGUGCUUUAAAAGCCCUUCUCUGUUUGUUUUUGGGUGCAGAAACAUUGUCUAGUGUCUCUUGUCCCCUCCUCCCCUAGAGGUUUGUCCAUAGGUCCUUUGUCCAAAGACAAAUAUCAUUCAUGUUCCAUUUUAUUUAUUAUGAUAGGUAAACGAUUGUACUUCUUCAACCGUGUCAACAUUGCUCAUGUGUUAAAAUUCAGAUUUGAUACACCAAUAUCAAUUUAUUUAUGUAACUAAAUCACUGUUUUUUAAACUUGUUAAUGAUUGAACUUUUUUGUUUUAAUUAAAAUUCGUUUUUUGAGAGGA
This is a messenger RNA of Oncorhynchus mykiss (rainbow trout), 6461 nucleotides long. Its product is annotated as zinc finger SWIM domain-containing protein 6. Gene Ontology annotation, molecular function: zinc ion binding. NCBI's taxonomy places the organism in Eukaryota, Metazoa, Chordata, Actinopteri, Salmoniformes, Salmonidae. The record is from RefSeq and is a predicted model, not a curated record. Gene Ontology annotation, cellular component: Cul2-RING ubiquitin ligase complex.